Lentinula edodes (shiitake mushroom) is the source of this 1103-nucleotide messenger RNA. RefSeq lists its product as uncharacterized. Lineage: Eukaryota; Fungi; Basidiomycota; Agaricomycetes; Agaricales; Omphalotaceae. Bases 80 to 964 code for a protein of 294 amino acids. The record is from RefSeq and is a predicted model, not a curated record. The transcript is spliced from 4 exons.
AUGGAUCGUGCGCCUCUUCGAGCUUUACUAGUACCGUCGCCCCGAAAUUCGAACACUCGUUGGAAGGUAGAAGCGAAUAAUGCGUAGAUCACAAACACUUCGAAACCACACCAGAGCAUCUAUGUCCUCUGCAGCAGGCAACACUAGCCAAUUUGGCAGUAUGGGCCCGGGAACAAGUCAACUGGCGCUUCAUUCAGAUGAUUUGGGUGUUCUUCGUGAAGGAGACGAAAGUGAUGCUGAUGUACUGAGAAGGCAGUUGCUAGAUAAGGAUAGGGAAUGUGAUCGUCUCAAAACGACGUUGUCACUGCUUCAAUCCCAACUUAGCCUUCGGCCACCUGUAGAACAUGUUCAAGCGUUGGAAAGAGAAUACAAGGAUCUUGAACUGUUGCUGGAAGGAACGCAGAGAGAGAACGAGCGGUGUAUGGGAGAGAUGGAGCGAAUGAAAAUCCGCGAGAAGAUGCUGGAGAGAGAGUUGGCAAGAUUGGCGGGGGAUAAUUGGCAGUCAUCAUUGGAUAUUUCUCCAUUUCCUCCUGCUGCUAUCGGUACCCUUGGCCGUUCAUCCGCCUUCCACCAGCGAUCGAAUACUGCCCCGACAAAUACUAGGAUGGACUCUUCCUCCAUUUCUUCAGGCCGUUCCGCUAGCUCAUCGUCUCCUCUCAAUCCAUCUAUCAACGCCAACGCCAAUCCCUCUUCUCCCCAUCUGGCCAACUCACCGUCCAUAUCCCGAUCCACCUCUGAACAUGUCUUGACUUCUUCGCCUACCCAAGAAUCAGAUUUACAUCCUGGCGGCGGUGGAGGGAUGGAUCCCGCAAUGCUCGCCGCCCACAUAGAAAAGGUUAGAUUGUUGAUAAUGGGUAUGGAGACACGAAUUUCGAAGAGAGAGGACCAUCUACAAGAAAUGGUGAAACGAGCUGAGAGCGAAGGUAGGAGAUGGGAAGAAGUUGUUGGUGGUGUUCGAGCCUAGGCGCAUACGUCGUGGGCGCCUUGCUUCAAUGUCUUGCUAGAUCAUUAUUCAUGAACGAACGAAAAUGACAUUCCGGUAAUUGUAUUUCUCCCAUUUUGUAACAUCUCAAAACCUCGCUACGAUUGUUUUCUUGUAUCAC